AUGCUCACAUUCGAAAGUACGAUGCGACAGUAGGUAUUACCUCGUCAAAAGCCAGCAAGCCUUGCCGCUGACCAGACUUCUCCAGAAACCAAACCCUCCUGUAUGAGAUGUUGUGAGAAGGGUUUCAAAUGCGAAUACAGCCCUGCUCGGAGAAUCGGUCGCGUGCGGAGCAAAACAGUCAAGUCCAUCAGCGACGAUGUCAAAUACCGCCUGCCUCGCGGAGACGUCCAUUCUGCGUGCUCGCCACCUCCUGACAUGACGGAUGAGAUGGAAUCGCCACCCGACCUCUCUCCACCUCCGCCACUGCAGCGCACGCCGGACUGGAACAAUUCCUGGACACUAUCCGAAGGUGGAGACUUCGGCAUCACGUCGACCCAACAACAACAGCAGCACUGGAUCAAACCUGACCCUUUCAGUCCAUCGCAACAGCAACAAAACAACUUUCUCGCUACUGCUCAAGCCUUCUUGCCGUCGAGCAUGGACUCCCAGACACUUGUUUCUGCGACUUGCAGACUCCCGCAGCUGGUCAGCGAGCAGGGUUUCGCACCCAUGAGCACCACCACUGACAGUCCAUUUGGUCCGAAUGCAAUCAGUGCGCUUACAGCACCUGAGCCUCCACCCGCUCGCGUACCGACAAUGCAUCGAUCUUCGACGUCAAGCACUCCGGGUGAAGCCUCGACGUCAGACGGUAAACACAUUGACGAAGAGUUUGCCGGCCUCAUCACCUUUGCCGACAGUAUCGAGAGCAAGUUUGACGUCUUCGUUCGGACGAGACUCUCCCUGCAUGAGGCGGAAGGGUCCGGGCCGGAUCCGGGAGAGAUGUCCUUCUACUACUCUCUUUCGGAAUUGAAACGGAGGCUCAAGUGGUUGAGGGAAGACGUGAGGAACUCGUGA
Lecanosticta acicola is the source of this 894-nucleotide messenger RNA. The record is from the annotation of a GenBank genome assembly. Lineage: Eukaryota; Fungi; Ascomycota; Dothideomycetes; Mycosphaerellales; Mycosphaerellaceae.